AUGACGAAGACCAGGAGGAUAUUCUCCCUUUUGCUGAGGCUCCUAGCCUUGGGUGCAACCCUAUCGGCCACCAUAGUCAUGGUCACAAGCCAUGACUCAGCUGAAGUCUUGAACUUAACGUUCAAAGCAAAAUAUAGCAACGAAUCUGCGUUUAAGUACUUCGUGAUAGCAGAAGCUGUUGCGAGUGGAUACAGCGUUAUUGCUCUCUUUGUUUCUUCAAAGACUUUGCUUUGGCGCUUGCUUGUGAUCCUAGAUGCGGUUAUAACGAUGCUACUGACAUCAAGCGUCUCGGCCGCCUUGGCGGUAGCUCAUGUGGGCAAGAAAGGGAACAGUCAUGCUGGAUGGCUGCCUAUUUGCGGACAAGUGCCCAAGUUUUGCAACCAAGUCACCGGAGCUUUGAUCGCCGGUUUAAUUGCUGCAAUAAUAUAUUUCCUGCUCUUUAUAUACUCCGUUCACACUGUUCUCACUCCUCUCUUCACCGUAUAA
This is a messenger RNA of Corylus avellana, 486 nucleotides long. Lineage: Eukaryota; Viridiplantae; Streptophyta; Magnoliopsida; Fagales; Betulaceae. The record is from RefSeq and is a predicted model, not a curated record.